Molecule: messenger RNA, 1508 nt
Organism: Aspergillus homomorphus CBS 101889
Lineage: Eukaryota; Fungi; Ascomycota; Eurotiomycetes; Eurotiales; Aspergillaceae
Exons: 1
Coding region: 111-1508 (465 amino acids)
Source: RefSeq, a predicted model, not a curated record
CUUCUUGUUGGCUUUGUCUCAAUUAAGUAUAGGCUAAUAAAAUCAUAGACUUCCCCCGCCAGCUUUCAUAUAUUUAACUAAGAUAAUAUAAGCUAAUAUUUUCGGAUGCGAUGGUGCAGUACGACUACUUGCCCGGACUAAACAUGAGUGAGAUCGCGGAGCUGAAAGCGGAACUUGAGCACAAUCCAACCCCAGAGCAGCUUGAGACCUAUGUCCGGGAUCGAACGUGGAGCAACGCGACCUUUCCGCAAAAUGCGACAAUCACCGCCGCGUGCUCGGACGAGCUUUGGUUUCCUCAAUCGCGAUUCCUCCCGGGUGGGACCCCGAAUAGAACACUAGCCUUUCCUAUCGACCAUUGCUUGAGCCAAAAGACGGGCGAUCAAUGUCGAUUGCUCUACCACAUGCCCAUCGGAGUGGUCUUGGUCAUCUGCAUUCUGCUCAAAGUUGUAUGCAUGACCUUUUUGGUGAACAUCGACCGCCACAACCGGUUCUUGACCAUUGGCGAUGCGAUUUCGUCGUACCUGCAGCGCCCGGAUUCAUGGACCGUGAACUGGUGCAUGCUCUCAAAGUCAACCGUAAAGACGAGUACGGCAUGCCCUUGGGGAGACUCGUGCGACCCCGAGGUGAGAGGCGGGCCGCUGCCACUUCCUCCUCACCCCGGAAAGCCCUCGACCAAAGUCAAACUGUGGUCGAAGGCGUGCAAGGCCUGGGUUGUCCUGUCAAUCUUUCCACUCCUUGGGGGGUACAUCGCCAUCACGCAGAUUCUUCCCGAAAAGGCCCAAGCGGCCGCGGGGAACUUGGACUAUUCUGACGUCAGGAUCACGCAGGUAUGGAAUAUCAAGGGCUUUGGCUCUGUGCAGUCCGGCGCCCUGCUCACGAACCUCGCCACUACGUACGUGGGGAUGGAGCUGCUCGCCAACACCCCGCAGUUUCUAAUCUCGUUGCUCUACAUGCCGUUCAACGACUGUCUGACCCGGAUGCUGCACGCGGUCGACUACAGCACUUACGCGGUUGCCCGGCGGCCGCUGCGGGUCUCGUUCCCCGAGGGCCAGCAGCGAUCCACCUUCUAUCUGGCCAUUCCGUACCGGUACAGCCUCCCGCUGCUGCUGACGUUCACCCUCAUACACUUCUUCAUCUCGGAAGGGCUGUUCUACGUGCAGAUCCUGCCGUACGAUCUGGCCGGACAGCCACUAGAGGCUGCAGUGCUGAUGACGUGCGCCGUCUCCACUAUUCCGCUCGAGAUAGCGAUGUUCCUCACCAUCAUCAUUCUCCUGGUAAUCUGGGUGCUCUCAGGCCGGCGGCACAAGUGUCGAGCCAUGCCCUUUGCCAUCGGAUGCAGUGUGGCCAUCAGCGCGGCGUGUCAUCCACCCCCCGGCGAUGCGGGUGCAGCGUUCAAGCCAGUUAUGUGGGGUGCCGUGAAGGAUGGGGAAGAUCCGGCUGUGGCAUCGCAUUGCUGCUUUACAUCCUUGGAAGUGACUGAGCCCCUGGAAGACCAUCUGUAUGCUUAG